Molecule: messenger RNA, 6169 nt
Organism: Lagenorhynchus albirostris (white-beaked dolphin)
Lineage: Eukaryota; Metazoa; Chordata; Mammalia; Artiodactyla; Delphinidae
Gene: ZNF518A
Product: zinc finger protein 518A
Exons: 7
Coding region: 2275-4203 (642 amino acids)
Source: RefSeq, a predicted model, not a curated record
GGGCCGCCCAGACCUGUUAGGAUGCCGGGACUUAUAGAGAGCCAGCCAGGGAGCAAAGGGCGAGUUUGUGGGGGCUGGAGGACCCCCCGAACCCUCUCAGGGUUCCGCCUCUCGUGAUAGGAAGCGUCUGUUAAAUAGUCCCGGCCAUUCAGCGCUUCCGCCUAACUUGUCGCAAAGUUUUUCUAGAGAAGUCGGUCCUUUUUCUAGGCGCUCCUAGGCUGCCAGAGCUAACCUUCAGUCCUUUAGCCUGGGCUUGCUUUACGUCGAGGCUUUUUGAACUCCGCACUCUCCCACAGUCCAGGAACGGGAGCGAGAGCGCGGCACAGUGUGCCUCCGCGAGCCCGAGGGGCAGCCGAGCCCCGGAGGAAGGGGCGGAUCGGGCGCGGUGUUUGGGACGGAGCGGGGCGCGCGGCGCUCGAAGCACCCACUCGGCGCGUACCGGGGCUGGUGGAGACUGCUUGGGCACCCCUCAGACCGCACCCCUCGAGCUGUAGGUUCGCAGGUCCACGGCACCCCGACUCGACGGCGUCCCCAUUGUGGGUUCAGUCUGUGGUCUUUGGAGGUCUUUUUGUUGUUGUUGCAGAUAUGCUCAAGUCUCUGGCGCGCGCGCCCUCCUCCAGAGUUGGCCAAGGGCGCUCUUCCGUGCAGACCCCAACCACACCCAGUGGCAGAUGGAUUUCUUUGUAACUGGCUUUCUUACUUGUAGGGUCCAUUUUGAGUCUGUUCUUAACAUGAUGUCCUUAUUGUCAAGUAGUAGACAGUCUCUUCCUAGAUGGCUAUGGUAAUUGAAAAUAUAUAGGAUGAAUGUAUGUAAGGUAAAAUGUUAUAGCUCUUAAGUAGACCAAUGAAACAAAUACGGUAGCUUUAACGUUCUGAAUGCAAAAGUCCAGGUUCAGUUUUCUUUUUAGGUUUAAAUUUGGGGGCGUUUAGUGUUUGUGAACAAUUUUAGCGAAAACAUUCGUUGGGUAUGUUUGGAUAUCAAAACUUAAAAAAACACUAGAAAAGUAAAAUAAGUCAAUGUUUAAAGAAUACAUAAUAGUGUUGAACUCUGAGCGGUUGUCAUGAUGAUGAAACAUACCACCAAACUGUACAUCAGGGUGGGAAUUUCGUUAACUUUGAACGUCUAUGUGUUAGGCCUAGUUUACUGAAAUGGUUGAAUUGUUUUUCAUGCAGGAAGGGAUCUGAUUUGAGUGUACUGUAAAGUUAUUGUACUCAAGUUGAACAGAUAGAAAUCACUUAAAUGGAUUCUGUGAAGUACCCUAACAUUUUUCAGAGUUUAACUGCAAGUCAAUAGAAAUGGGUUCAUUAUCUUUCAGCAAAACUGAAUUUUCCUGAAAUUCAUUAAGACAUUGCAUUGUAUUAACUUUUUUCAGGGUGUUAGCAUUUCAUGAGGACGGUAAGCAUAGUAGACCAUGUUGAUUUUUGUUAAAAUUCUCAUAAAUAAGAUGAAUCCUAGAUCUAGAAAAUUAACAAAAGGGUGGGGAGGGAGAAAAAUGUAGGUAUCUAACACCUGCUCUGCACAUCCAAAUAUUUCCUUGUUGUUGCCACGAAAAAUAUCAUCUCUUCUUUUGAUCACUGCUCCUGAUUGUGGCUUUGUCCAAGCAUUAAAUUGUGUGCCUUUUGUUCCUUGAAGAAAGAGGAAGUAGAAUUAGAAAAGAAGUUUGACCAGAAUUGAAUUAAGAGAAAGAGGGAUGACAAGCCUGGUGAAAGGAAACAGUAUGAACAAAGCUGGUGCUAGCAACCCCCAACUGUGUCUGGUCUCUGGACCCAGCUCAAAGCCCUGGAUUCAUUCUCUUCCCAUACCUCAGCCUGAGCCUUCUGUCACCCCAAAGGGCUUCACACAAGCUUCCUCUCAAGCCCUCACUUCUCUCACAAGAUGAAGAAACUAAAACACAGAGAUUGAGACUUGUCUAGAGUAACACAAACCAAUGAGGAAACUGAGGUGCAGAGAAGUCAAACCUUACCCAGUGUUACAGAGCAGAGCUGGAAGUAAAGCUUGUAUUUCCUGAGAUCCAGAUUAGUGUCAUUUCUACUUCAGACUAUUACUUCUUGAGCCAACAGGCGUCAGAACUUUUGCCACCUGAAAUAAACCAGUUACUUCAAGAUGUAUUAAAAGCAAAACCUGAUGUAAAACAAGACUCUAGUAACACUCCAGAUAAAGACCUGCCGCUUCAUUGUGACCAGUCAUUUCAGAAACAUGAGGGAGAAGACAAAAUAGUUGAAUCUUCAAAAGACUUGAAAGUACAAGGCUUCUUUCCAAUUCCAUCUGGUAAUAUGGGGAUUAAUGUGGCUACAAAUUAUCUGAAUUUAAAAUUUAGUGGAAAAGAAAAACAAAUGUUGUCAAUGUCACAAGAUGUGAGAGAUUCAGAGAAGACUCCUAGAAUUUCUGGUUUUGGCACAUUACUUAAGACUCAGUCAGAUGCAAUAAUUACACAGCAGCUUGUAAAAGACAAACUACGAGCCACUACGCAAAAUGUAGGUUCUUUGUAUGUGCAGAGUCCACUUGUAAAUUCAGAACCAAAAAAGGCUAUCUUUGUUCAGACUCCAAAAGGCUUUUUUGUACCAUUGCACGUUGCUAACAAGCCUACAUUACAUGUUUCAGGAAGACCACUUCCAUUGGUUAAUACACAAGGUGUCCCUGCCUCUCUCCUUUUAAACAAGAAACCUGGGAUGAUUUUAACAUUUAAUAAUGGGAAACUUGAAGGUGUUUCUGCUGUCAAAACUGAGAAUGCUCAAGCUUGUGGAACUACAAGUAAGGAGCCUUGCAGAACACCUUUUUUAAAAGUAGAACCAAACAGUAAUUGUCUAACCCCUGCACUUUGUUCCAGCAUUGGCAGCUGUUUGAGCAUGAAAAGUAGCUCAGAAAAUACUUUGUCAUUAAAAGGCCCUUACAUUAUUAAAACGCCAGCAAGUUCUUCAGUGAAAGGUGUUCCUGCUCCUAAUACAGUAUCUGAGCAUCAGGGCACUAAGUUGAAUAUCUCAGAUUCAGUAAAACAGCAGAACAAGAUUUUUCCAAAACCACCUCUUUACACUCUUUUGCCUGAUGGCAAACAAGCUGUUUUUUUAAAGUGUGUGAUGCCAAAUAAGACUGAGCUGCUUAAGUCUAAAUUAGUCCAGAAUAGUACUUAUUAUAAAAACAUACAGCCAAAGAAACCUGAAGGAACACCACAAAAAAUAUUGCUGAAAAUUUUUAACCCUGUUUUAAAUGUGACUGCUGCUAAUAAUCUGUCAGUAAGCAACUCUGCGUCCUCAUUGCAGAAAGACAAUGUACCAUCUAAUCAGACUAUAGGAGGAGAGCAGAAAGAGCCAGAAUCUUCUAGAGAUGCCUUACCCUUAUUACUAGAUGAUAUGAUGCCAGCAAAUGAAAUUGUGAUAACUUCUACUGCAACAUGCCCAGAAUCUUCUGAGGAACCAAUAGGUAUCACUGACCAUUCAGAGGCCAGGGUAUUACGGUGUAAAACAAAUUGUAGAAUUGAGAGAAACUUCAGUAAGAAAAAGACUUCGAAAAAGAAAUGUUCAAGAAUAAAAACUCAUGAAAGAAGUAAAGAUUCUGAAACUUCCUUUGUAUCUAGAAACAGAAACUGUAAACGCAAGUGUAGGGAUAGUUACCAAGAACCUCCAAGAAAAAAAGCAUUACACAGAAAGUGUAAAGAAAAAGCAAAGCCUGAAGAUGUCCAUGAAUCAUUCGGAUUCAGCAGACCUAGGCUUUCAAAAGAUUCAGUCAGAACUUUGCGGCUUUUCCCCUUCAGUUCCAAACAGCUUGUGAAAUGUCCUAGGAGAAACCAACCAGUUGUAGUUUUGAAUCAUCCUGAUGCAGAUGCCCCAGAAGUAGCAAAUGUAAUGAAAACUAUUGCUAAAUUUAAUGGACGUGUACUUAAGGUUUCAUUGUCAAAAAGAACUAUCAGUGCGUUACUGAAACCAGUUUGUUAUAACCCUUCUAAAACAACUUACGAUGAUUUUCCCAAGAGGCACAAAACAUUUAAACCUGUUAGUUCUGUGAAAGAAAGAUUUGUGCUAAAAUUAACUCUCAAAAAGACAAGCAAAAACAAUUACCAGAUUGUGAAAACUACCUCUGAAAAUGUUCUGAAGGCUAAAUUUAACUGUUGGUUUUGUGGUAGAGUAUUUGACAAUCAGGAUGCUUGGGCUGGUCAUGGUCAGAGACAUUUAAUGGAAGCUACUCGUGAUUGGAACAUGUUAGAAUAAUUUACUGUAAUUACCAAGGAAAAGAAAAGUAAAAGUACCUUAGAAGAAAAUAGUGGGUUGAAUUACUAAUGCAGACAUUUUUUACUUCAAUAUAGUACCUGAAGUUAAACAUUUAAAAGUUGAUUAUAUUUCCAUGGAAGAGCAAAAGUUUUAGUGUGAUAUUUGAAAAUGCUGUCAGUGCACAUGUAAGUUUUGAAAGAAACUAAUCAGCACAGAUAUACCUUGAUUUAAUUUUUUAAAAUGUGUUCUCGGGAAGUUAGGGCUAAAAAUUUUGAUAAAACAGUUUUCCGAGUUUAGUGACUCUUAGUAGAGAGUAACAGGUGACAGCCCCAUUCCCUCUCUUCUUCCACCAGCCUUAUGAUUCUGAUAACUGUAGCUCCCCUGAAGAGGUUGAGAGCUCUUUCAUUAUGGAACUGAAGGAGUUUCUCAUCAUUUGUGAAGAUACUCUAAGAGAACUUGGGUAAAGAACUUACUCUACAUCUGCAAAAUGUAGUUCUUUUGAAGGUAGUUAAGCUCCUUUGAGGGUACAUUUAACUCACUACAGUUACACCUCAUAUGAUGGUUGAUAAGAGUUUUUGACAAGCAGAUCUUUUUUCCUUGUAAGCUGUGUUACAUGUCAUUGAUUGGAACACCCUUCCAAGGUGAUUUUCUUUUUCUAAAUGGCUCUCAAGCGUUGCAGUAGAUGGGCAAUCUCGAGAGAAGAAUUAAACUCUUUGUCUAGUUUGAAGUUCAUUUAAAGAACUUGAACAUUUUUUUGAAUUUGGUUAUAUUCCCCAGUGAUUCCCUUCCACAGAACUAUGUUUAUUUGAUUUAAAUUGUUUGUCCCCUCAUAAACCAAGUGGCCAAUUUUUUUCUUGGUUGCCAUCCCUUUAAAAAGAGUGAAACAUAGAAGCACUUCCAAGGGAAUGGCUUUUCUUGAAAAUUAAAAAUUAUUCCUCAGAAACAAUAUUUUGAAGUAAGAUUAGCAAAGCAAAUCAUACUUUUGUGUUUAUUAUUAGUGUCUGAACAUGUCCACAUUGGGACAAACCAUUUUUGUUAGCAACUUCUCAGUAUGACUGACAACCCAAAGCAGAUUACUGAUUGUUUGCAGUUGGAAAUUGAAGAAGCAUUAAUAGUGGACUCAGUGACAGUGCAUAACACUUCAGGACAGAUUCCGAAGGGAUAUGCCCAACAGGUAGAGUUUUAAAAUGAAUAUUUUCGUGACAACAGAAUCAUCAAUUUAAACUUCCCACUUUGUAAGUUUGAAUCAAAUUUUGUUGGACCAUUGGACAAUGGAGUUCUUGUAUUAAAAAAUUACAUACUAUAUAAUUUUUGUUACAUUGUUACUACUAGUGUUAUGACAUUUUCAUUGAUUGAAAACUUCAGGGCUCCUUUUCUGUAUAUAACAAAGAAUUUAAAACCUGUACAUAUUUUUGUACCUUUCAGUUAUGUAAAUUUUGCACAGAAAGUUUUUGACAUAAAAAGUUUAUUUUCUUUCAAUUUAGUUCUGUGCAUGCACUAAUAAAACUUGUCGUUUAAUUUAAAAGGAAUAUGUAAGACUUUACCCAUGUUAUUUUUUUGGUUUUCAUUUCAGAUGUACAAUUUCUUUUUUUUGAUAAAUUCAGUUUUCAGGGAUUGAACACUAUUGUUAGCAAGUGCCUAAAAGAUGUGAAACAGUUUACAUACGUCAACUGUAACAUUAGGUCCCAAAUGGGCCCACUCCCCCAAUAAUUUUAUUUUAAAGAAAGCCAUACAUAGAUGCUUCAAGCUAUCUUGCUAUGCACAUUAUACAUGUACUGUUUUUGUGCAGUUUGUCUACUUUCUUAGAAGUGAAGUAUUUUUUGUAUAAAACCUGUUACAAUUGUGUUUCUUAAAUUGAGCCUAAGAACGGAAUUGAUUGGAAAUAUACGGUAUAUAUUAAUAAUGUAUAUGGUGUUUAAAGAAUGGUAAGCAUUGUUAAAAUCUGUAACGAAUGUCUUCUUCAAUU